Molecule: messenger RNA, 993 nt
Organism: Asparagus officinalis (garden asparagus)
Lineage: Eukaryota; Viridiplantae; Streptophyta; Magnoliopsida; Asparagales; Asparagaceae
Exons: 4
Coding region: 90-761 (223 amino acids)
Molecular function (GO): zinc ion binding
Source: RefSeq, a predicted model, not a curated record
UUCGCCAUCCGCUCGGCCGCCAAAGCGAAAAUGGUUUCUAUUUCGUUUUUGUGAAGGUGAGUCAUGCUGUUUAUAAAGUUCCGAAGAGGAUGCCAGAUGGAAGAAAGAGGGUCGAGCCCCAAUGGCUCGACUUGCUGUUGAAGAAGAAGUUCUUUGGGAAUUGCAACAAGCACCGUGACUCCAGAAAAAGCGAGAUUAAUAUUUACUGUACCGAAUGCGAUGUGCGCAUGUGCUCGCAUUGUAUUACGGAGGAUGCAUCUCAUAGAUGUCAUCGGCUUCUUCAGAUUAGGAGAUACGUUUAUAGUGACGUUGUGAAGAUUGAUGAGAUGCAGAAGCACAUAGAUUGCUCCAAAAUUCAGCCAUACUCACUGAACCAAGCUAAAGUGAUAUUUCUCAACCCCAAAUCCAAGAAAUCCAAGCCGUCCAAACCCCCUCAUGGUACUACUCCGUGCAAUCACUGCCGUCGAUCUAUCUCCGCGCCGAAUCGAUAUUGUUCCAUAGCCUGCAAGGUUUCCUAUGAGCCUGUAGAUAUUCCGAUGCUCAAGAACAAAUCUGGCCCGUUGAUACUGCCGUCGACUCCUGAUCUCGAGGACAUCUCCCCGCAAGUUGUCGAGCUGCCUUCUUCUUCGCUCUCAUGGUCAUCAUCUCAACCGUCGGAUUCAGCUGAAGAGAAUCACGACCGUCCAAUCAACCAAGAGGCUACACCCAAGUUGAGAGUUCGUAUGAGGAAAGGGAUUCCUCGUCGAGCCCCGUUUUUCUGAGUGUUGACUGUUGCGUUGUCUUCAUAGGAUUGUUGUUUUGUCAAGGUAGUCAUUAAGAUUAUUAUUAUUAUUAUAGGAAAAUCAUAUAUAUGAAGAAAAUGUUUAGAUAUGAUGAUGGAUUAAUUACAGUCUAAUAUUUUGAUAUAUAUGAUGUAAUUACAUGAAUGACGUUAGAGUUUGUAUAUCUACAUGAGUACUUUUACACCGAUAAUACUAGGAGUUGCUUGUUAUA